AUGGUAGGGUGCAAAACUUCUGGCUAGCGGUGAAUUGCGCAUCACAUAGAACAAUCCCACUGAAUUUGUUCUUUCAGCGAACUUGGGUGUAAUGUUACCUGCACAAAGCUAAUUAAUUAUCCACCUCCUACCUCUGUUUCAUUACAAGUGACCGGUGAGUGAAACGUGACCUGUGAAAACCUUGCAGCUAAUCCUCGUAAACCAAGUAGUAGUAGUGACCUGGUCAAUGAAUAUAGGCAGUAACACUUCUUUAGCCCCACAGUUCCCUGUGUCCCAACUGAAUUUCUCUCGGCAAAUCAAGGGAAAUGAAACAGAGAUUAUGAUUUCGAGUUAUGAAGAUCAUUUUCUGGUUAUUGCCACUCAAAUAGGAACCAUGGGGACAAUAUUGUAUGCCAGGAAGGAAGAAGCGGUUUCUAUUAAUCCAACAUUCAAUGUUUCUGUUAUAUUUGGCAAACGGGAUGAGCCAAUGUUAGUAGCAUGCGCACGCCAGCUGAUUGAACAUAUGAGCGUGUCUGGCUCCUCCCGGCCAUUGGUGCUGUCACUUGGUCUUAAAGACCAUUCUGCGGAGACACUGAAAGGCAUUAUUUCUGCUGUGGUCGACAAUAGAAUGUGGUAAGAAAUUGCUGAUGAAAUAUCAACUUAAGUUUAGCAUGCAGAACUGCUGAGCUCAACCUUGUGGAGUUGGCAGUGACUUUAACUACUGUUUGCUGAUACCUAAAGAUUUUCCAGUAAAUUCAAUAUUGAAUUGCUGACCGUUGCACUUUCAUAUCGUAGAAAGCGGUUGACAUUUAUUGCUGCAAGAUAAUCAGUUAAUUUCCUUUUCAUUUCCUGAAAUCAAUGACCAUAUAAGAUUGCACCAUUGAAUGUGAAUUCAUAGGAGUAUAAAUAAUAUCAAAAUUU
Molecule: messenger RNA, 900 nt
Organism: Abrus precatorius (Indian licorice)
Lineage: Eukaryota; Viridiplantae; Streptophyta; Magnoliopsida; Fabales; Fabaceae
Exons: 9
Coding region: 227-616 (129 amino acids)
Biological process (GO): proteasome assembly
Source: RefSeq, a predicted model, not a curated record